Molecule: messenger RNA, 495 nt
Organism: Durusdinium trenchii
Lineage: Eukaryota; Dinophyceae; Suessiales; Symbiodiniaceae
Source: the annotation of a GenBank genome assembly
AUGGGAAGAAGCCUUUAUUUGCUGGGAAAGCAUCGUGGAGCCAUAGAGGUGUAUGAUGAAGCUCAAAAGAUUUCUCCAGAUGACUGGGAGAUUUGGCACAACAAAGGUCUGUGUUACAUGUACCUUCGGCAAUAUGACAACUCUGUCGAGUGCUUCACCAAGGCGAACCAGAUUCAGAGACAUGAUGUCACCUUCAUGCAGCUUGGAAAGGUGCAUGCCUUGCAGGAGGACCACAAAUCUGCCAUCGAUGUGUACACUGAAGCGGGGCUAGACUUGCAAUGGUGUUGUGGCGCGGAAGACCGCUUGGCCAUGACACAGGAUUAUUUGGGGAAUGCCUUGACGCAUGAUCCCAAGAAUGCUAAAACGAUUCUAGCAGCUGGAUCGAUCAUCCAGGACCACUCUGACAUGGAUGUAGCGCUCAUCAAAUACCGAGUCGCUGCUGUUCACACUCCAAACUCAGCGCAGCUUUGGAACAAGCCCGAUACUCAACUUUGA